AUGGCGGCGCACUGCUCCACCUCGAGACCGGCUUUAGGGUCUUCAGGCUCUGGGUGUCAGGAGGUCGCUUCACCCCCGGGCUCUCUGUCCGCAGAGGCAGCUCCCUUCAGCCCUCGGGACUCUUCUGACGCAGAUAAACAGUUUUCUCACUGUUACGCGAAAAUACGAGGUCUACGGCCGCACUCUGAGCUCCUCAGGGACCAACUCAACUUGCUGUUUGAUAAGUUGCUGUCCGAGAACUACAACAAAACAUUCAAUCCAGACAUCAGCAUCCGCCCAGAGGACGUGUGUACCCUGUUGAAGCAUGCCAGUUCACUUGUUCCAUUUCAUCAAGAGCAUUUGGUUGUUAAAUUCUGUCAGCUCAUGCACCACCUUUUGAACCAGCUGAAGGUCAUAAUGGAUGAGCUCACGUUAAAUGUGCUGAUGAACUACGUAACCUGGUCACUUAAGAAAUGCAGUGCUUGGACACAUUCGGAUGUCCUUUUGGCGCUGUCCACUGUAGUCUAUGAAAAUGGACCUCAGUGUCACCAGCACCUAGAGCACCUUCUUGGUGAGAAUGGUGUCCUUUUGGAAUACAGCACACCCACUCAACAGGAUCUAGAGUUGCAGCGUGUGUCUUUGAACUGUAUGGCCAACAUAUGCCUGAGGAUUCCUGGUCAGGCGCCUCUUGAUGAUCAAUAUAGGCUUGUGUGUUUCCGGGCUUUUCUGAAAACACUUCACUCACCCAAACCUGCCAAUGCAGAGGAGCUCUUCUACUGCAUGGUUUUACGGUCAGCACUAAAAGGACUUCAAUACUGUCUGUCUGGUGGAAGGUGGAAAUUUGGUAGCGGGGACGAUUUGGGGUCCGUUCUUGCUGUGCUGAAGCAAAUGAUGUUCCAGGGAUCUCCAGGUGUGAGUAUUGAAUGGCCUUCUGUGCUUUACCCAGCUCCUCUGCCACCAUACGAAGGGCCGUCCUCAUCAAAACCACCAGAGACGCCGAAGCCCAAAAGCACCACAGGCCGAAACAAGCCUUCUGCAAAUAAAAAAUGGAAAUCCAGAGGGAAAGGAAAGAAAAAUGCUACAGAAGAGACCAAAGAUAAAGAUGAUGAUGAUGAUGAAGAUUCCACAACUAAACCAGAAGCUUCAAAGGAACAAUGUGCUGACCAAACAGAGAAUGUUCCAAAAUUAUCAUCUCAAAGUCUUUAUCCCUCGUGGAAACAGACCAGCUCGGAUUCAGAGUUGUCCGAUCCUGAAGGUGGCGCUCAGAGCAAACUGAGGUUAUAUCAUGUCCGUGUGCGACAAGGAGCCCUCUUGUGUCUGCUGGCGGCGGUCAAGAGUGUUGAAAAGCGAUCACUUUAUGGUUAUUGGUCUUCAUUCAUUCCUGAUUCGCCCAUCGGAGGACCUCCACAACUCACCCUCCUCACCACAAUAUUAAAGGACCCCUCCCCCAAGGUGCGUGCGUGUGCUCUCCAGGUCUUGUCGGCCAUGUUGGAUGGGUCUCGACAGUUCCUCGCUGUGGCCGAAGAUGUAACGUCCUCUCGACCAUCGUACACGUCAUUUUCUUUUUCUUUGGCCACUUCUGUCAGAGAGCUGCAUCGAUCCCUCAGCUUGGCUCUGUUGGCUGAAACUUCGCCACAGACGCUCACACAGAUAAUCAAGUGCCUGGCAUAUUUGGUGUCUAAUGCUCCAUACCAACGCCUCAAACCUGGUCUACUCAGUCCACUGUGGAAGCAGAUCCGUUCAUAUGUGCGUUACAGAGAUGUGGAUGUGCGUGUCUCUGUUUUGACGCUCUACGGCGCUUUAGUGACCACUCAGGCUCCUCUGUCAGAGGUGCAGCUCCUCCUUCGCCAGCCAGAAAGCAGCAGCAUCCUUGGGUCUUACAUGCCACAAGACACCAGUUUGAGCUGGCGGCAGAGGGAGGGCGUGCCUUCUCCUUGUCGUACCCCGGUAAAACUGGACUCGCCGCUGAACUCCCACACCCCAAAGGAGGACGACGGCACGACUGCUCCGUGGCUACUGCAGAUGUGUGUGUCCUUGAUAACACAACCACGAGAGAGUCUAUCGGACAGUGAGGACGCCGGAACUUAUGUCUUUGAGCCCCUACCUGUCCGCCUUCAAGCUUUACAGGUUUUGUCUUAUUUGGUGCGUGGUUACUUCUCCUUAUGCCAGUCCCAUUUGUUUGAGAUUGGUCAAGUGAGCGCUCGCUGCCUGAGUGAGACUGAUGCAUCCAUUCAACUUCACGGCACUAAGUUACUGGACGAGUUGGGAACUGGGAUAAUUCAGCAAUAUCGAGCCGAAAACAACAUACCUGAAAAUCAAAGAAUUCCCAUUGACAAAGUGGUGACAUUUUGGUCUGAGGUUCUGAGCGGACCGUUAAAUGCUGCUUUACAGAAUGAGCAACAUCCCUCGCUGCAGACAAGCGCCUGUGAUACGCUCUCAUCCAUCCUUCCUCAGGCAUUUGCACUGCUUCCUGACAAGACUCAGCUCAUGUGCGUCACUGUCCUGCUGGGACUGACCUACAGUGAAAACUAUUUGGUGAAGACCGCUGCUGUCAGAGCUCUGGGAAUUUACAUUAUUUUCCCCUGUCUCAGAGAGGAUGUAAUGUUUGUGGCAGACACGGCAAACACUAUCCUGGCUGCCCUCGAAGAUCGAUCUCCAAAUGUCCGAGUGAAAGCUGCCUGGUCGCUGGGCAACCUCACCGACACAUUGACGGUCAACAUGGAGAGUGAAUGUGUGGAUUUUCGGGAAGAGCUCUCUGAUAUGUUGCUGCUCAAGAUGUUGCAAACUGCGACUCGAGCAUCAGCGGAUAAAGACCGAGUGAAGUCCAAUGCCGUGCGAGCUUUGGGAAAUCUCCUUCACUUUCUGCGAGGGUCUCAGUUGUCUCGGUCUGUCUUCAAGCAACCUCUGGAGGAUGCAGUUCGUGCUUUGGUGAAAACUGUCCAAUCAGAGGCUAUAAUGAAGGUCCGGUGGAAUGCAUGUUACGCUCUUGGAAAGGCUUUCAGGAACCCUGCACUUCCACUCGAAUCAGCCUCUUGGUCUCACGACGCCUUCUCGGCCCUCUGCAAUGUUGUGACCUCCUGUAAAAACUUUAAGGUGCGAAUCAAGUCUGCCGCAGCGCUGUCAGUUCCCGCACAACGCCGCUGCUAUGGCGAUGCGGCACGCUUCUUCUGCGUGUGGCAGGCUUUAGCGACUGCACUCGAAAACAGCGAAGACACAAACGACUUUUUGGAGUAUCGCUACAGCGCCAGCCUCAGACACACGCUGUCGCAAGCUCUUCUGCAUCUGUUGAGUCUGUCGCAAGCUCACGACAUGGCCGCGCUCGCCAAGUCUCUCGCUGGAGCGGAGGGCGCCGCCAUUCGGGUGCAUUUGGUGAAGUAUCUGAGAGCAGAAGAAGGGGCAACAGAAGGAGCCGAGGAGGAGAGGCAUGGAGAUAGUUUCACCCCUCAAGAGAGAGUCAAAGCACUGGAGCAGAAUGUGGUGCGACUGAGGGCGCUGCCAGCUGAAAUGAACAAGGAGACUGUUGUGGACUUUCUAGAAGAUUUACUGAAGAGCUGUGAUGAGUCAUAA
Messenger RNA from Knipowitschia caucasica, 3546 nucleotides. Lineage: Eukaryota; Metazoa; Chordata; Actinopteri; Gobiiformes; Gobiidae. The record is from the annotation of a GenBank genome assembly.